Messenger RNA from Trichoplusia ni (cabbage looper), 5646 nucleotides. RefSeq names its product dual specificity protein phosphatase CDC14AB-like. Gene Ontology annotation, biological process: positive regulation of cytokinesis; regulation of exit from mitosis; microtubule cytoskeleton organization. The transcript has 8 exons. NCBI's taxonomy places the organism in Eukaryota, Metazoa, Arthropoda, Insecta, Lepidoptera, Noctuidae. Gene Ontology annotation, cellular component: kinociliary basal body; spindle pole; nucleolus. Gene Ontology annotation, molecular function: protein serine/threonine phosphatase activity; protein tyrosine/serine/threonine phosphatase activity. The record is from RefSeq and is a predicted model, not a curated record. The coding region runs from base 842 to 3007 and encodes 721 amino acids.
UUUGUUAUCUGUGUAAAGUUAAAAACGAGUUUAUUGUCUUCCGUUUUGUUCCCAACGGCUAGUGAAUUUAACAAAAUGAAACGUCACUCGAAAUAGAGUGGACAGGACUGAAUUGAAUUAAAUUGCAUUCAGGCUGAACGUGAAUUCGCGACCUUGUACCCUCAGCCAAUAACACAGUGCUCUGUUGUUACGGCCGGUGCUUCUGUUUACAUCUUAUCAAAUGUACAGACAGUGUAAUUCAGUCCUAUGAGCAUCGCGCUAGUCGGCGUAUGCCUAUUAGAAACCCAGGAAUAGACGACAAAUGUCGCGUUUUAGUGCGAAGGCUCCGUGUACUCGGUGCGAGCUGAGCUGACCUUCCAUCUUAGUAAAGAAAUCGACCCACGCCGCUUAAUAAAGAGACUCCUACGCGCCACACUCGCUGAUACAAACUGCGUCGUCUAAACACAAUUAUGAGCGAAAUUAUGAAAAAUACCAACAGUACGGUGUCGUUAUUGUCUGCUGAGCAAGUUUAAUUAUAGGUUGAAAGUGUUAGUUUUAAUAAAUCUGUGCUUGGAAUGCGUCUGUGUUAAAAGGCGUUGUUGCAUCGUGAGAGCUGCCGAAACUUCCAAAUUCCGUCAACAAUCAAGGCUACUGUUUAUAGAAACUUGGUGUUCCUCAACAACUGUGCAAACUGAUGCAUCCCCAAACACACUUGCCAACAAUUUCAAUAUUCCCGAUACCUCAUAAAAUGGCGAGAAAGUACGCUAGAUAAUCAAUAAGUACAAUUAAGGAAGAAAUGCCCCAUCUUUGUUAAGGAACCUUCAAGAUAAAGUCAUCAGCACUGUUGUGCUACAGAGCUAGGAUGGAUGAGAGUGAAGUCAUCAUAUCAUCCACGGAGAUCAUAAAAGACAGGCUGUACUUCGCAACUCUGAAGACAGGUUACAAGCCGAAACCAACGAGAAACAGCAAAUACUUUCACAUCGAAGAUGAAAUCGUUUACGAGAACUUUUACUUUGACUUCGGGCCUUACCACCUCUGCCACUUGUACCAGUUCUGCAACAAGCUCAAUGAGGAACUGGAGAAAAACCCGAAGAAGAAGAUUGUCUUCUACACGAGUAACAAUGAGACCCUGAGAUUAAAUGCUGCGUAUCUUAUUGGGAGUUAUCAGGUCAUAUACUUGGACUCGAGUCCGGCGGCAGUGUACAAGCAACUCACAGACGGAUCAGAGUGGUCCCUACUGAACUUCAGGGACGCGUCGGGAGGUCCGCCCCUUUUCGACAUAUCGUUACUGGACGUCCUCCAGGGGAUCAAAGUGGCUCAUGACGCAAGGUUCUUUGAUUUCGAUCAUUUUGAUGCGGAGCAGUACCUGUUCUAUGAGAAAGUCGAAAACGGUGAUCUAAACUGGAUAAUCCCGGGCAAAAUGCUGGCAUUCUCUGGCCCCCACCACCGCUCCCGCCUGGACCGGGGCUACCCCCUCCACAGCCCGGAGCACUACCACGACUACUUCCGAACGCAUCGCGUGACGACAAUCGUACGACUUAACAAAAAGUCGUACGACGCGCGCCAGUUCACCGCGCACGGCUUCGAGCAUAGGGAACUGUUCUUUGUGGACGGGUCUGUGCCAUCGGAUCUUAUUGUGAAUCGGUUUAUAAGGAUCGCUGAGGCAGCGAAGGGUGCUGUUGCUGUUCAUUGUAAAGCGGGUCUCGGUCGCACGGGAACGUUAAUCGCUUGUUACCUCAUGAAGCACUACGCAUUCACUGCGCGGGAGUCGAUCGCGUGGCUGCGUAUCUGCCGGCCCGGCUCCGUUAUUGGACAUCAGCAGUGGUUCCUUGAGAAUGUCCAGCCGCGAAUGCACGCGGAAGGCGAGUCCUACCGCCGCCGACACAACAUCACCUCGCUCCCGGUGUGCUCGCGCGGCAUCUACAGCGACGCGCCCGAGCCCGAAGACAACGUCGACGCCGUUAACAAUGUCAACAACAAGCCCGUGUCGCUGCAAGCUAUACUGCAUACCUCCAAGAUUACUAAUAAUAAGCAGCUGGACAACGCACACGUGCUGAACGCGAACGAGACUGACUCAGAAAACAACGUGACCGCAGUGAUCGGCAAGUACAAGACCACAGCGACGCCCAUGCUGCCAACUAAAACAGUAUUCGCUCCCAAAAUGAACUACAUGAUGCCAACAAACAACAUCAGGAAUGCCAACAACACGAACCUAAAACAACCUCCCCGUAUCAUCAACUCCACGUUGAAGUCGCAUUAUGCCUCAAAAACUUCCACUUUCCCCCCCACAAGAAGUGCCAACUCCCAAGCCAACAAACUGACCGGCAGUGUCAAGCCGUUCACCGGUAAGAACAGCUUCCACGGUCAGCGCGCCAACCUCGCCCGCCCAGCUCUGGGCUACACCCACGGAGCGAGCCCACUGAAAACCUUUACCAGGAAGACAGUCACUGUCAGCAAGAUCAGCAACACUGACAACGCUGCUGUCAAUAACCUCAAUAACGUCACAUCCACGUUAUCAGCUCUCACAGAAAACUGCCAUCUGAAUGGCAAAAACCGUCUCCCGUCAGAGCCAAACCUCAAAUCCGCCGCGCAAGCCAAACAAGCGACCACAAACAACAUGAAUACCCGUAAAAAACUUAUAGUAAGAUCCAAUUCCAGUUCAAGGAAGAAGCUACCCAAGAGUAACCUUCCAAAAACUGGUCUAGAAGCGACACAAGACCUGUCUUCCAGCGAUACAAACGUCACAAACAUCUCUGCGGACUCCCUCGAGACUCCGUUCAGGUUCAGACGGAAAAGGGACAAGUCCAGCAGUCCGGAGCCCAUGGACUGCAUCACAAACUCGGUGAUCACUGCUGACGUCACCCCCGACAACUACGAAGAGACGAACAACUCGCAAGGCAACAAGCUUUACAAGAUAAAGGCGUUACGGAAGAAGUGCCCGGCGUUUGGCGUCAGUCUGUUAAAGAAGGAUGGCGUCCAGACCCGCUCGAGUAGUUGUGCAAGCAGUUCCACCGUCAAGAAGAAAUGAUCUCUGUGAACUCGCCCGGUAGGUGUUAGUUUCCUCUCUACGUCUAGGUGUUUAGAGUUUUUAACGAUGUGCAUAGCACACGACGAUGUUGUCCCCUACGUGUAAUUUUUACGUUUGAUAAAUUUGUUUAGACGCUUCCUAACAAUUUUUUAACAAUCGACUGAAAUUUUUUAUUGAACUCAUAUCAGAAAGUUAUCCGCUAUAAAAGACAUUUAUGUCUAAACAAAUUUAUCAAUGUUUUUGAUGUAUAGUUGUUAAAAGCUACUUGUGAACCCCGCGUGGACGCGAGCCUACUAUAUAAUCUCAUUAGUUACUAUUGUCAGUACAGUUAGCGUAGUCGAUUGAUUGGCUAAUGUGUGGCUGGUUACAUAUACCUAUCUGUUAAUGUAUUUCUUGUUGCGUUCUCUGUGUGUCAACACAGUUCAAUAAACGUCCGUCGUGAUCGUGCGCUACCGUGCACGGGAACAGUGUUCAAUACUUAUUAUACAUAUUUCAAAUUGAGGCAAUAGUUGAAUACUUUUUUCUAUAUAUAACAAAUAUUAUAAUCUUGUUGUCGAUAGCAAUAUCUCUGGGGGCCUAACACCACUUGUUUAGGUAACUCUGUAACCAUUGUGGAAGAGAGAUACCACUCUACUUUGUGUAGUGUGCUAUCUCGCUUAUACAAAUACAACAAACCUAAUUUACAAAAUGGUGUUAGGCACCCUGAUAGUUGCUUUGAAUUUUUAGUAACAAUUAACGUACAUAUAAUAAGUUAAUUCCUAUAACAUUAGACAAUCAGUUGAUCAGUGUAGUAUUGUAAGAAGAAAUAUUUUUGUAGUUUAAAGUUAUAAGUAAUUACAAAACGCCAUUUUCUUUAGCUUUUAUUGAGCUUCUUGUUGUUUAGAUGUAUCGAUCGGUUGGAUGUGUUAGAUUUUGUUAUUAUAGUAAUCAUUAUCAUUUUAUAUACACAUACGUAUGUAGUUAUAAAUAUAUUAGUUUAUGCUCAGUUGUUUUUAUGCUUGAUGUACACUGAGACUUGGUUUGUGCAAUAAACGUGUUUUAUAUGACUAAUGGACAUAUGACCUGAUAUUGCCUUGGAUAUAUUUACUACAUAUACUGCGAGUCUUACGUAUACACUUUAUAGUUUAUACUAUUAUAUAUACAAUAGUAUAAUUAUAUAAACACUUCUGGACACCUAAAUUGAUCCACACAGAUAUUUCGACUUAUUAUUAUUACUUCAUCUUCAAAUACUCCGAUUUUUUUCUGUUAUUAUUCUUCUUGUUCUUUUUUUAUAUCUGGUAUACCGCAACCUCUGGUCUAGUAGCUAUGACAAGCGGUUUUAAAGUUAUACAGAUCCAGCGACUCGUUUUAUCAACUGGGUGUCUGUAUGCAUCUAACUAGAAUAUUUGUGAAACCGUACCCCUCAAGUAAAGAGUUUAAUACAAGAAUUAAACUCCCAACUUGAUAUUGACUAAAUAUUUGUUAUUUAAAAAUAAAAUAAAAAAUAUUGUAAUUAUAUUUAUUUAAGAGGCUGUCGUAACCUUUGUGUUCGAUUCUCUGGAAGGCAAUACUAAACAGUGGCUCAAUUUAUUUGUCCAGAAGUGUACACAAUAGUAUAAUUUUAUACAUCAUAGUAUUUCUUAGUGUGCAUUGAGUACCAGACUAUAUGAGGGUUAUGUUUGUCACAAACGUGAGGUGGUAGCUUACAUAUUGACGUGUUAACAUUAGAUGUAGGCGUGUAAAGUGUUUAUACAUUUCUAGAUUGAUAUAAUGCCUUUUUGUCACAAAUGUUCGCAGUUACAAUAGUAACGUUGUGUUCGUUCACCUAACCUUUGCGCUUUGUAAAUGUUAUGGUUGAAAAGUUUUGUCUUUUUAUGUAUUUUAUUGCGAUAUAUCUAUGCCUUAUAUAGUUUUAUUUUUAUUUAAGAGUUAUUUGCGUAAAGCCUGGGGCGAUAUUAAUAGCAGAGUCCUGACACAAAAUGGGGUACCGCGUAGAACCUAUAAAGUUAAAAGUCGGACAAAUUCGCGGGGAACAGCUAGUCAAAUGCAUUAUUUAUCGAUUUUUUUUUCAACUUUUAUCAAACAGAUGUUUAUAAUCCGUGCAUUAUAUAUGAAUUCUUGUCUAUUACUGUUUAAUUUACAUUAAUUUUAUAAUAUCCCUUAUUGAAUAGUUAAUAACAAAACGUAAUCAUUGUAACUGCUAUAACGAGCCUAUUGAAAGUUCCGUAUAACUGUACGAAUUUACAGUGUCAUAUCAGAUUUAUAAAUGCUUGUGUGUUGUGGCCGUUGCGCUGUCUUGUCUUUUAACACUGAUGCUUACAAAUAAUAGUUACAUUUAUUUUGGACCCUACUACAUAUGCAACGUGUAUCAGAGUGAACGCAAUACCUUUCAAGGGGUCAUUGUAUUCAUCAUUUAAAACGAGUUUUUGGAAAAAAUGAAAGCUUCAUAUAUGUCUGAGCGCGAUUCUAUAAAAUGUACUGAAGAACAAUUAUUAUUAUUUUUUCACCAGAAACGUCACAAAGUUGAUGAAGUCCUGUGGCGUAAAUAAUUCCUUCUUUAACUAAAAUUUUACGUUGACCUGUGUAUGUAGACGACCUCCGUGGUCGAGUGGCGUACGCACCGGUUUCAAGGUGUCGCUAACUGAGGUCCCGGGUUCGAU